UAGAAGCCAAGAAUGCUCAGGAAUUUCCAAGCUGCAAAAUAAUUGUUAUAUAGUAUUUCAAAAACAUUCCUAUCUUUUGUUUUUAGCCUUGACUAUGGAUGCAAAAAUGCAAAAGGAUGAACUGACAAGGACAAUUAAAUUUAUGCCACCACUAUACAAACAACGCUACCUGUUCGUUAAACAGUUAGUGAGUAAACAUAAACCUAAAAAGGUGGCAGAUUUGGGAUGUGCUGAAUGCAGGCUACUCUGGAUGCUGAAAUUCUGUAGCUGCAUCGAAGUGCUUGUUGGGCUAGAUAUUAGUGAAGAUGUGAUGAAGGAGAAAAUGCAUACACUAUCUCCCCUUCCUGGUGACUAUCUCCAGCCAAGUGAAAGACGUCUGACAAUUAUCCUCUAUCAGGGUUCAGUUGCUCACAAAGACCCUUGUAUGCUGGGCUUUGAUAUGAUAACAUGCAUUGAAGUAAUAGAACACCUGGAGGCGGAAGAGCUGGACAAAUUCCCAGAAGUGGUAUUUGGUUUUAUGUCUCCAGCCAUGGUCGUAAUAACAACACCAAACUCAGAAUUUAAUUGUUUGCUUCCAAGUGUAACAUUAUUCAGACACCCAGAUCAUAAAUUUGAAUGGAACCGUGCACAAUUUGAGAACUGGGCCCAAGAUGUUGCAGCUCGCUAUGACUAUACUGUGGAGUUUACUGGAUUAGGAGCCCCACCUCCUGAAAAAGAUGUUGGGUCUUGUACACAAAUAGGUGUGUUUGUGAGAAAAUACCAGAAUGAUGGACCUACACAUUUUGAGAAAUGCAAGGAACAUGUUUAUAAAACGCUUUUCAAAGCUGAAUAUCCAAGCCUUAAAGAUGAAAAGUACUUGCAGAAUGCAGUGGUCAAUGAAGUUAUUUGGACAGCACAAAAAAUUGCAAGGAGACUAUGGGACCACGUAAAAACUGAAUAUAAAAAACCCUGUUAUGACUCUGAAACAGAAGCCAAAUUCCAACCAUCUCACCAUAGUCUGAGGUAUUUCAAGCAUCUGCCUUUAACAGAAGCCAACAAUAAAAGUUUGCAGCCAUUUAUUAAUGGAAACUCGGUCUACAUACCUCUUGCAAACAUUUUUUCUUUUCCUAAAGUGAAUAAACUUUGUGGAACAGUUGAAACAUUAAGCAAUCUCAUAACUGGCAAAGUUGCACUCAGCCAUGAUGGAUCUGCAGUGCUGAUUGAUGCUGAAUAUGAAAAUGAAGAGAUGGAGAAUUAGCUGAUGCUUUCAAAAAUACUUGUUCUUGGUACUACUUCGCUAACUGGAGGAGUCCAGUGAGCAGAAUUCUGCUAGUUGCUGGAUUUAAAACUCAGCAGAUUGGACUGGCUACUAAAUAUUUGGAUCAGGUGCCAUCUUUUUGUGUUGAGGUGGGCUAGAAUAAGAUGUUCCUACCUAAUUAUUUUGAUUGAGAAAUAAACAUGUACCUUCCUCACCCUAACUGCUUACAACAGUACUAUGGUUAGUAGAACAGAAGUCAGAAAACAGUUUUCUCUGUCUGCGAACAGAAAAAGUAAUGUUUAAGAUGCACUUUUUGUAUUGAAAGGUGGUUUUGCAGAAGUUUGUGUACUAUAUUAUGCAACACCACCAUUAUCAGUAUCUUUAUAGUACAAGUUUAGUUGAGAACUAAAUUAGUUGCUUAAGCUAAUGCUAGGUGUAAUGCUCUCUGUGUGCUUUUAAAAUAGUUUUCUUCAGAACCAUUCACACUGUUCUAUAUAGAAAUGGGUUUGUAGAUGCUGUCCAAUAAGGACCUUCAAAUAAGAUUGUAGAAUACUACUUGCUGAACAAAGUUGGAAAAUACAUUUGCUCAAUUCAUCUACGAACUGAUUCUAACCCCCAAAGCACUAGCAUAACUUUGGGGGACUGCUAGGUUUUGAUUAUAGAAAGGAGGAGCAACUCUUUUCCUUAGUCUCAACCUUAUAAUGGUUUGAUCAAGGAGAAGGGUGUGACCUCCUUUUUAAAUUCUGGCCCCUACUCCUAUGAGUUAUGUGCAAGAUGGGAGAGACUACUCAUUCACCUAGCAGUACUGCAAACACCAGUCAUAGGAUAGCCUUAUUAAAGCCUCAAGUAACUGAAGUUAUGCCUUGCUUCCUGCAUGUAUUACCUGUUCAAGUAUGCUUUUCUUUAAUUACAAUAGUUGGUAAACAGUUUGGCAUAUGAGCAGAUGUAGUUGUACAUAAAUAUUAUUCCUGUGUAACAGUAAACAGCCUUUUCUAAACAUAUUAGACAAUUCUAUCUCACUAAUCUUGCAACAAUUUCAACCACAAGGUGGCACGCUUCUCCAUAAAGCAUUUGCUUGGCAUCCUGUCCUCAUGUAACAAAAAGGGAUGCAGCUUUUUCCAAUAUCCCUACCAUCACCACCUUGGUAAAGAGAGGAGGACUGCAGUGUUGUUUUUAUACCAGAGACAACAAACAUGAUUGGGCAAGAGAAGAGAUGGUUUGGUACCUUGUUGCUCUUUGACUUUUUCCCUAAUUCAGUUGUCACAUUUAAAAAUGCUAUGAUAGAUUAUUGUUUUUCUACUACUACCUUCUUAGAAUGUAAUGCUCUCUAUUACA
Lacerta agilis (Sand lizard) is the source of this 2572-nucleotide messenger RNA. It is a transcript of the gene HENMT1, whose product is annotated as HEN methyltransferase 1. The coding region runs from base 95 to 1237 and encodes 380 amino acids. The transcript is spliced from 6 exons. The record is from RefSeq and is a predicted model, not a curated record. NCBI's taxonomy places the organism in Eukaryota, Metazoa, Chordata, Lepidosauria, Squamata, Lacertidae. Gene Ontology annotation, cellular component: nucleus; cytoplasm. Gene Ontology annotation, biological process: piRNA processing; RNA methylation; siRNA processing. Gene Ontology annotation, molecular function: RNA methyltransferase activity; O-methyltransferase activity.